This is a messenger RNA of Hyalella azteca, 1902 nucleotides long. RefSeq names its product glycine receptor subunit alpha-1. Gene Ontology annotation, biological process: nervous system process; chemical synaptic transmission; regulation of membrane potential. Bases 155 to 1213 code for a protein of 352 amino acids. NCBI's taxonomy places the organism in Eukaryota, Metazoa, Arthropoda, Malacostraca, Amphipoda, Hyalellidae. Gene Ontology annotation, cellular component: synapse; membrane; neuron projection. Gene Ontology annotation, molecular function: transmembrane signaling receptor activity; neurotransmitter receptor activity; extracellular ligand-gated monoatomic ion channel activity. The record is from RefSeq and is a predicted model, not a curated record. The transcript has 6 exons.
CAGUCGCUGCGACCUCAAGUUUGACUGCGAUGACAAAACCGACGAAUCUUUCUGCGAUAUUGUCAACUUCCCUCCGGACUACAAGCUGAACUUGCCACCGCGACCGUUGAGCAACUCUCCACUGCCGAUUUCCAUCAACGUGUCCAUAGACACGAUGGACAUCAACACCGAGACAAUGCAGCUGUCUAGCAGCUACAACCUGCGCAUGACUUGGUACGACAACAGACUCUCCUACAACAACCUCAAGCAACUCACAAGACUUAAUACACUUUCAAAGGAACAAGUUGACGAGCUUUGGAAGCCUCUCAUUGGUUUCAUCAACACUGGCGACAUCCAGCAGACAGCGGUGGACGAGAAUGCCAUCACUACCAUUAUCAAACGCACCUUGAAAUUCGUGACCAACCUAACCAACUCUUACGAAGUGGAGAUUUACAGCGGUUUGAAAAAUCCAGUGUCAACGACACGCAAAUAUUUCACUACCUUCACAUGCAGCUUCGACCUCACGCUCUACCCAUUCGAUAUACAAGAGUGCUUCAUGCAGUUCAAGAUCUUAUCGGCUUCGAAUGAAUACCUUGUCUUCAAUCUCAAUGAGUCGUAUGUCGAGUACCUUGGAUCGAAGUACCUGGUAGAGUAUGGGAUCGGUCGAGUAGCGCUGGAAGAGGACGUCACCAAGCAAUACGCGGCGGCACGAGUGACGGUUCAGCUCGUCCGGUUAUAUGGUUACGCGAUGCUCAACAUUUACGUGCCGUCCAUUAUAUUGCUCAUCAUCAGCUGCCUCACUCUUUUCUUCAGGCCGCCCAUCUUUGAGGUUCGCCUCAUGACCGCUCUCACGGCGCUCCUUGUGCUGGCCACGCUGUUCACCCAAGUAUCCGCCUCACUGCCCAAGACAUCUUACUUCAAGGUGGUGGAUAUUUGGCUCUUGUUCUGCAUCAUCGCGAUUUUCAUGAUCAUUGCUUUCCAUUCUAUCAUCGAUAACUACAUCGAUUACGGCUCUAACACCCACCACGAGACUAUGGUGACUGCUUGGACCAACAAGGAUGAGUUAAAGACGGUGAAGGAGAUCUUGAGGACUGGCACAGGCGGAGUCAUGGCCAAUAAACUGCAUAUUUGGAUCGCAGCUUCUAAGGUCGUUACUUUUUUCAUUGCAGUGCUCUUCAAUAUUGUGUACUGGGGGAUGCUUGCGGUCUCUUCAGGUCUCGUGUAUCAAUACUAACAACCAAAAACAAUAUUACAUGAAUUAGGCUAAAAUAUUAGAAAGUUGAAACUCGAACGAUUUUUUCAUACUCACUCAGUGUACGCUAACUGUGCAUUAAUAUAAAUGUUUGGGUAACAGAGGAGGAAUUCACUCAGGAUAGUAUAGAUUUAACUACUGAUCACUGCACUAAAAUAAAUUUCAAAUAUAUCCUUUACAUUCAUAAAGAAAAUUCUCAUUUCAUAAACAUGGUGAUCACAUUUGUAAGGUAGCGCGUACAUUUUAGGAAAUUUAAAGUCAGUGGAAUUUCACAGCACUACUAACGUUGACAGAAUGUACUAAAAUGCAAUCACAACAUUAAUUGAAUAGCUUUUGCACAUCGCAUUCAAUAUAUAGUUUGUAGGUGCUUAGGCAUUUGUCAAAUUUAACAUACAAUAUUCAAAUCGGUCAAUCUUUUUUAAAAUUUUUAUCUCAUUUUCAUCUUUUAACGCAAUUUUCAUCUGACGAAUAAACUUGCGCUGACCCACACAGUGAUCUAUUAAAUUUUUUGGAACUAUCAUAAUGAAUGGCAGGCAAGGAGCAAUUUCAACUCUAGUAUAGCAAUAAAUUCUAUCCUAAGAAUAAUGAGGUAAUAAUAAAUGUUCCUAGUUACAACGAACACAUAAGAGAUUAAAUGCAAAAAUAGAAGUUUGCAAUGAAUGCUCUUAACG